GGACGCCUCAAUUCACCAUAUAAUAUAGUUUUCAGAUAAUUGCAGCUUCGUUUGAUCAGAUUCUCCGCUCCGUAAAUUGUUGUCUUCCACUAAGUUAACAUCAAGUUGAAGCAACAUAGGAUGUCCGGGAUGUCCAGGGAUGUACGUACUACCCCGGCAUCUUCCCGCGCAUGCAUCAAUUCCCGCCAUGGGGGUUACUUUGAUACAUGAUUUGUCAAAUACCUUCUUUCCUUGAUGUCACUGCCAUAGUAAAAGUGUCCGUCACGUAGGGCCACGAACAUCGCCACGGGCAUCUACCCGCACGGAAGUGGCGAUUAUUAAAUCAAUGCGUAUGCUAGAGAGAUCCCGAUACUUUGGGAGCCCUUGUACCCGGCAUCCUACCGAACUACCGCUGGUAUUUGCUAGCUAGUAGCUUCUCUCCCUAGAUAUUUGAUCCAGUCUCUUAUUUGUAGUGCAGGAUAUGUUAAGAAAUGGAUAUUCGUGUUGGGAAUAGUAGCUCACCCGCUCAACUACCAGGCCUUCUCCAAAGUACUCAUUAGGUAAUGGCAGACGUUAAUACUCUUACGAAUCUCCAGAAGACCUACGCAGGUCCCCACGCAUCACCAGCAUCACUCAAUACCCCUUUUAGAGAAGCACUCAGAUCAUAUUCCACAUCACAGUCGCUUCAGUUCUCUGAGGAUACUUUAGGAAACAUUUACAUCACUCGACGCGAGCGGGAUACAGAUAUCGCGCCUAUUGCUAUUGCUUUCCCACUAGACGGUGGCCUUUCUGAACCAUCCUUCACAAGUGCCUUUCGCGUAUUUUCUCUUCUAUCCGAAGUAUCUCUUCCAUGCAACCCAGUUCUCGUAGGAUGGACGACUUUAGGGUCGCGACUCAUCGGUCAAGAGCUUUGGGAAGCAUCAGCCACGGCACCUUCGUAUAGCGUGCCCCCAGAAUUGCAGGAGUUCCAGGGAAAAACUAACGCAAAAGAUGUAUCAUUCUCUGCUGUUUUUGGAGCGUCGGAGCAGAAGGGGAUACCCCUGAGAAUUGAGGGGAGCUCCAUCCUCGUCGAGAAAACGCGAAAGCUCGCGACAGGACAGACAGAUAUCCGACAGUCCCAUAAGAAGAUUAUUAGGGCGCCGUGGGUUUCUAUCACGGGGCCUGAAGCAGAAGCUGUGGCGGUUGCAGCUAUUAAGGAGUAUAGCGCCUACAUUGUAGCUUUGUUCGAUAAUUUUGAUUAGUGUACGGAAAAGCAACUGGAUAUUUCGUUUAAUUUUACGCUCUAUACCUACGUACCAAAUUUGAGUGUAG
Molecule: messenger RNA, 1290 nt
Organism: Daldinia vernicosa
Lineage: Eukaryota; Fungi; Ascomycota; Sordariomycetes; Xylariales; Hypoxylaceae
Exons: 2
Coding region: 543-1220 (225 amino acids)
Source: RefSeq, a predicted model, not a curated record